Molecule: messenger RNA, 1113 nt
Organism: Melampsora larici-populina 98AG31
Lineage: Eukaryota; Fungi; Basidiomycota; Pucciniomycetes; Pucciniales; Melampsoraceae
Exons: 5
Coding region: 1-1113 (370 amino acids)
Source: RefSeq, a predicted model, not a curated record
AUGUGCCAUGCUGACAACCCAGCUCAUACGGCUUGGCCUGUGAAGUCACUUCACGCUUCAGACUCAGCUAGGCUGGGUGCCCGAUUCAACACUCCAAGCAUCAAACCCUCACGCCACGUUCAACAGUCCCUUUUUAUGAUGCUUGAGGUCAUCCUCCACUCUCAACCACCAUGCGUCUUUUUCCAUAGGCAUAUCUCCCUCAUAACAUAUUCUACACAUCUAUCGACUCCAAAACUAUACAACCCACCGUGUCCAUUUCCUCCCAGCACGCAUCUACAAUUCAUCGUUCUCUCAAAUGGAGUCGCACACCACAACCCGGUUCCCACUACGCUUCAGCAGUUUAUUCUGGAUCAAAUCGCAAGUGAGUACACCUGUCUUCGGCCAGGUAUCAGUGCUGAGUCUUGCCAUACUUCGCGUCAGGUUGAAAUUUCCGAGGCCGAGCCAACCCCCAAAUUCACACAUUUCAACAGUGACGUUAUAGUCAAUACCACAUCACCCCGAGGUGUCAGUAUUCUCAUAGCAUCAAAUGCUGCUCAGAGUAGCAUUCGAACUCAUAAUGCAUACAGGAUUGAGGGUACAGUAGCGGCCGGAGCUGGAAGCGUCGCCACCAUUUUCGAAGACGGUGGCAGUACCAUUGCUCUUCAGCAUGCUCAAUUUAUGCCUGAUGCUGUGGCCAAUAAAGUGUCGGCCCAAGGAAUCGGCCGCAUUGUCGAGUGGUCAUCACAGCCUGUGCCUGAUACAACAAAUCUUAGCGAAGUUAUCAAAGUACUCCACGAAGGCCGCGACUCAACAGGAAAGCAUCGUAUAGUUUUCCACGCUCACUACGUCGUCAACCACACUCUUGGCUCGACCUUAAGCCCCGACGCUUUGUCGGUCGGCAAUAUCAUUGUGCUUAGAGGAAAUUUUUCCAAGUACAACGCACAGGAUAACACCUGGGUUAUCGAAACCACCGAGGUUCAAUUGAUCUAUAACAGGCCUCAUUUUUAUGAGAGCGUGCGGCGGAUACUGAGAAAUCGCGCCUUACUUGCAGUCCAGGCUGAUUUGUAUUACAACGCCUUCCUACGCAUCACGUGCAUAUAUCCUACUGAUUUUGCCAACCAUGUAAUCUCUUAG